AUGAAAGAAGAGGAAAAUGCUCCUGAUAAUCAGGUUGCUGAUACUGAAGAAGCUCCUCUUGAUUCUUGUGCUGAUUCUGAAUUGAAACCAAAUGCUCAAGUUGAUCCAUUGAGUGAACAAGAUGAUAGAAACAUGAACGAAGGAGCAAAUGAAAUGACCAAAGAUGAAAAGGAAAAUGAAGGAACUGGAAACAGUUCCAAUCCAACAGAAGGACAAGCAAACGAGGGUCAGAUAAAAUCUUCAGCCAUCCAUGAGGAAUCAACAAAUGAACAAAGUUUAACAUCUAAACCUCACCAGAAAAAGCGAGGAAAUCGAAGCACAAGUGAAACUCCUGCAAAAGCAACAAAGAAACAACGAAUCCUGGAAAGAUAUGAAACAGAAAAAUCUAAAGCAGAAUCUAAACCAGAAAUAGAUAAAAGCGAUAAAGAUAAAGAAGAGAUUCAAUCUUCAUUAGUACAACAUUGUGCUGAUAAUGAAGAAUCUAUGAAAGAUGUUAUCGAUAUUGCUGAAGAUUGUGAUGCAGCUAAAAGUCGCCCUGAGAAUAAUGAAAAUGAUGAAAAUAAACCUGAACAGUCUGAAGAUAAUUUCGUUGACCCAGAGGAGAUGGAAAUUGAUCAACCUGAUGAAUCAAAUGAAGAUUUAGUUCAGAAAAAGAAAGCAGAAAAAUCUAUUGGAAAUAAACAAGGUCCUAAACAAGAAGAUGAGAAAACAGGUAAUGCUCCAGGGGAAGAUGAAGAGGAAAUGAUUGACAUGGAAGGUGAUUACACAGAAACGUCAACAGCUCCUCGAGGACCUGAGUCACAAUUCUACACUCAAUUUGGUAAGAAUGAAGAAGAUCAUGAAAUGAACCAAUCAUCAUGGUUUGAUAAGUUACACGAGAGGAUUGAGAGAAGUGAACUUUUGGUUGAUGAAGCUCGAAAAGAUGCUUGGAAUCAAUGUGAGAAAACUGUUGGUCCAUUGGUUUACGAAUUAUGUCAACAGCUACAAUUGGUUCUCGAACCAAUGAAAGCGUCGAAAAUGAAAGGUGAUUAUCGAACAGGAAAACGUUUGAAUAUGAGAAAAGUUAUUGAAUACAUUGCCAGUUCCUAUAAGAAGGAUAAGAUUUGGUUACGAAGAAACAAACCAAGUAAACGUCAAUAUCAAAUUAUCUUGGCAAUUGAUGAUUCCUCAUCCAUGUUGGACAAUCAAUCGAAACGAAUGGCUUUCGAGUCGAUCGCUCUCCUGGGUAAAUCGUUAUCUCUCAUGGAAGCCGGUGAAUUGGCUGUUAUGAGUUUCGGUGAACAAGUUAAAUUACUUCAUUCCUUUGGUGAACCAUUUACAGACUCGGCUGGCUCGAAAUUACUUUCAUCUCUUGACUUUGGACAGAAACACACACGAAUUGGUGGUUUACUUGAAACUGCUGCAAAGUAUAUGGUUCAAUGUUCAUCACGUAAAAGUGCCUUAGGCUGCGCUGUCUCUCAAUUAUUGAUCAUAAUAUCGGACGGACGAGGUCUUUUCAAUGAAGGCGAAGCAUUGGUUCGUCAGGCGGUUAGAAAUAUCCAAGAGCUUCACGUUUUUACUGUUUUCUUGGUAAUGGACAGUCAAUCAGACGGAAAUUCUAUACUUGAUAUUAAAUCUGCUACUAAAGAUUCGUCAGGAAAUUUCACAUUGGAGCCUUAUAUGGAUAAAUUUCCAUUCCCAUUUUAUAUUAUCCUCAAAGAUAUCAACUGUAUGCCAAGAGUUCUGGGCGAAGCCUUGAGAAAAUGGCUCGAACUGGUCACACAGUCAUAAAUGCAUUCGUUUCUAAUACUAAUUCAAUAAGCAAUUUUAAAAACAAUACUAUUGUAAAUUCAUUGAUUUUGAAAGAAAAAUGUUAUGAUAAUAUUAAAUAGAAGGCUAAUUGUAAAUGAACAAUAUCUUCGAAUAAAAUAUAUUUAUCAAAUUGUA
Messenger RNA from Panonychus citri (citrus red mite), 1926 nucleotides. RefSeq names its product midasin-like. Bases 1 to 1770 code for a protein of 589 amino acids. Gene Ontology annotation, biological process: ribosomal large subunit assembly; rRNA processing. Lineage: Eukaryota; Metazoa; Arthropoda; Arachnida; Trombidiformes; Tetranychidae. The record is from RefSeq and is a predicted model, not a curated record. Gene Ontology annotation, cellular component: preribosome, large subunit precursor. The transcript has 2 exons.